UCCGUACAUUUACUCCAAUGCCUUAACUGUAACAGGAGGACGUUAGGUCUCCCUGUAGUUCGCCCUAGCUCAUGCUUUACUUCUCAACACUUUUUUCUGGACUCUUGACAUUUCUGUUUGGUGGUGUGAAAAGUUUCUUAGCUCCAAAGUUUCCAUCAUGAAUCCACCCUGUGGGAGAUGCAAUAAACCAGUUUAUCCAACAGAGAAGAUAAACUGCCUUGAUAAGUAUUGGCACAAAGGUUGUUUCAGCUGUGAGGUUUGCAAGAUGGCCCUGAGCAUGACAAACUACAAAGGCUUUGAGAAGAAACCUUACUGCAGUAUGCAUUACCCUAAAACCUCCUUCACCAUCGUCGCCGACACCCCUGAGAAUCUACGUCUCAAACAACAGAGCAUGCUCAAUAGCCAGGCUCUUUACAAGGAGGAGUUUGAAAAGAACAAGGGGAAAGGUUUCAGUGUGGUAGCCGACACUCCAGAGAUGCAGAGACUGAAGAAGACGCAAGACCAGAUCAGCAAUAUAAAGUACCAUGAAGAUUUUGAGAAGAGCAAGAUUCGAAGUGACGCUCCUCCACCUGAAAAUAGAGAGCAACCGCCAAAUCCUGAAAGAUGCAGUCAGCCUGCUGGACAGAUACGCCCUGCUGCUGUAGCACCACCUGGUGGAGGGAAGUGCUACCAGGCCUUGUACAGCUACACGGCAGCCGAGGCAGAUGAAGUUUCUCUGCAGGAAGGCGAUCUGAUCUUAGACGUGGAGCCUAUAGAUGAGGGAUGGGUGUUCGGAAUCAACCAGCGUACGGGGCAGCGGGGAAUGCUCCCUGCAAACUACGUCCGACCUGUGUGACACAGUAAAAACAGACCUGCCAAACAGACAUUAGGAGGUCCUCCUCCAGCCAUGUGGAGCUACAGUCAUCAAGCUUCUACGUCACUUUUUGAAAAUUAAAAAUGCAAAUUAAAAAAAAAUAAAUAAAUUUCUGACUCUACACUUCCUUUUGUCAAAUGUGAAUUUUAGUCACAACCAACAAUUAACCUGAUUAGGGGUUUGGUAAGGUAGGUAGGAAACUACAAAAAAAUAAAAAUAAAUUUAAAGUUAUUGUUUUAUUACGAUUUUCUUUUUGGUUUUUAAGCAUUUGUUGGGUAACACAAAUAAAAAGUCUUUAAGACUAAAUAAAUAGUUAUAGAUAUAGUUUAUAUGUGAAAUAUUCUUCUCCUGGAGGACUAUAACUGUACUUUCUAUGAUCUUGCUGUAUUUUGGAUUGAGGAAAUAAACAGAAUUUUAAAACAU
This is a messenger RNA of Melanotaenia boesemani (Boeseman's rainbowfish), 1276 nucleotides long. Its product is annotated as LIM and SH3 domain protein 1-like. Gene Ontology annotation, cellular component: focal adhesion. The record is from RefSeq and is a predicted model, not a curated record. NCBI's taxonomy places the organism in Eukaryota, Metazoa, Chordata, Actinopteri, Atheriniformes, Melanotaeniidae. Gene Ontology annotation, molecular function: actin filament binding. The transcript is spliced from 7 exons. The coding region runs from base 158 to 835 and encodes 225 amino acids.